Messenger RNA from Tachysurus vachellii, 2131 nucleotides. Its product is annotated as class I histocompatibility antigen, Non-RT1.A alpha-1 chain-like. NCBI's taxonomy places the organism in Eukaryota, Metazoa, Chordata, Actinopteri, Siluriformes, Bagridae. The transcript is spliced from 8 exons. The record is from RefSeq and is a predicted model, not a curated record. Bases 159 to 1196 code for a protein of 345 amino acids. Gene Ontology annotation, biological process: immune response. Gene Ontology annotation, cellular component: external side of plasma membrane.
CACAAGCACUGAAAAUGUAACAAAGGAAAAAUAAAAGGAAAAAGAAGAUCAACGAUAAAAACAAAAAAAGAGGAGUAGAAGGAUCAAAGAGUAUAAAUUAUUACAGUUUAUUUUUUUUAGAUUUUUUUGUGUUUAUUAUUUUUCUCUACAAUUUUGUGAUGAUUCCCUGCUUUUUAAUAUAUGUUCUGCUCUGGAUUUCAUUCUCUAUUCGUCUGUCUUACACAGUCUCACACACACUGCAGUACAUUCACACUGCAGUCACACCAGGAAUAAAUUUACCAGAAUACACUGAUGUUGGUCUGGUUGAUGGAGAGCCAUUUGUGUACUAUGACAGUAACAUAAUGAAAUACAUCCCAAAAACUGAGUGGAUAAAGAGGAUCACUGAUGAUGAUCCAGACUACUGGAGCAGUGGGACACAGAUUCAGAAUUAUGCACAGAAGAUCUACAAAGAUGAUGUGAUUACACUAAUGAUGCGCUUUAAUCUGACUGAAGGGGUUCACAUACUACAGAGAAUAUAUGGAUGUGAGCUCCAUGAUGAUGGGACUGUUAAAGGUUAUGAGCAGUUAGCUUAUGAUGGAGAAGAUUUCAUCAGUCUGGAUCUGGAACAUGUCACCUGGACUGCAGUUAAACCUCAGGCUCUUAUCACCAAAAACAAACUGAAUACUGAAGGAGCUGCUCCUUUUGAAAAAUUCUAUCUGGAGAACAUCUGUAUUAAGUGGUUACAGAAGUAUGUGACCUACUGCAGAGAGACUCUGGAGAGGAAAGAUCGUCCUGAGGUAUCCGUCUUCCACAAACACUCGUCUCCAGAUGUGGUGUGUCACACUACAGGUUUCUACCCUGAAGAAGUAACGAUCACCUGGCAGAGGGAUGGAGAGGUAAUGUAUGAGAAUGUGGAGCUCAGAGAGACGUUACCAAACCAGGAUGGAAGCUUCCAGAAGAGAAGCAUACUGAGAGUCUCACCUGAGGAUCUGCAGAAACACAACUACACCUGUGUGGUUCAGCACAGCAGCCUGGACAAGGAGAUAGUGAAGAUCUUCCUGAGAGAUGGAGGAUCUGCUGCACUGCAUAUUGGUUUUCCUGCUGCAGUCUUGGUUUUUGUUGCUUUUGUUGGAUUUCUCAUCUGGAAGAAAAAGUCUGACUUCAAACAAGUUCCACAAAACAUGAGCCCCUCUGAAGAAAAACCACAACAAGACUGACUAUCUUCUGAACUGAGAGAGAGUCCAGACAACAUAGUGAACUCUACAAGGCUACGAGUAAUGUAUACAUAUACACCAAUCUGCCCAUGUUACUCUCUGUGUUUCUUCUCAGUAGAUAAAACAAAGCUUGUCUCCGCAACUUUUACAUUUAUAUAUAAAACUCACAGAACCACCCAGAUGAUUAAAAAUUAUAACAAUGGAAGAUUGAAAGCUGCUGAAAAUGAAUUCAUUCAUUCAUUCAUUUUCUACCGCUUAUCCGAACUACCUCGGGUCACAGGGAGCCUGUGCCUAUCUCAGGCGUCAUCGGGCAUCAAGGCAGGAUACACCCUGGACAGAGUGCCAACCCAUCGCAGGGCACACACACACUCUCAUUCACUCACACAAUCACACACUACGGACAAUUUUCCAGAGAUGCCAAUCGACUUACCAUGCAUGUCUUUGGACCGGGGGAGGAAACCGGAGUACCCGGAGGAAACCCCCGAGGCACGGGGAGAACAUGCAAACUCCACACACACAAGGUGGAGGCAGGAAUCGAACCCCCAACCCUGGAGGUGUGAAGCGAACGUGCUAACCACUAAGCCACCGUGCCCCCCUGAAUAUGAAUUAAUAAUCAGAAUUUUUAAACUGAAUUGGAUAAAAACCUAUUCAGCACAGUCUAAUUUAAAAUGUUUCCAAAAACCAAAAUGUUUAUUCCAAAAAAAUCUUGAGAUUUUGUUUUGGAAUUUAAUUUUUAAGAUUUCUAAAUUGCCUAUUAAACUGUCAGAUUUUUAUAAACUUAUAUUACAUUACUGGAAAAUGAUAUUUACUUAUAAUUACACACCGCAUAUCUCUACAUUGUGGAAUAAUAUAAUUAUUACAAUAAUCAAAGUCUAUUUUUGUAGUAUUAUUUAUUGUAAAAAAGAAAAAAAAUCAAUAAAAACAAAGUUUUAUCUUGA